UCUUUUCUUCCCCUACAGCUCAAGCUUGAAGAUCGGUCAGUGGUGCCUCGUGAUGUUGUCCGGCGUAUGGGCUCGCGUGACAGCCAAUGUGGGACAGUCAUAGAUGUAAAUAUAGAGUGUGCAGUAAAACUGGUGGGGACGAACUGUAUCCUUUAUCCUGUUAACAGUAAAGAUCUUCAAAAUAUUUGGCCAUUCAUGUACGGUGACUGCAUAGCCUAUGACUGGUGGCUAGGAAAAGUGUAUGAUCUGAAGAAUCAAAUAAUUCUGAAGCUCUCCAAUGGUGCCAGAUGUUCAAUGAACACAGAAGAUGCAGCAAAACUCUAUGAUGUCUGCCCACAUGUCAGUGACUCAGGUCUCUUCUUUGAUGACUCAUAUGGCUUUUAUCCUGGCCAAGUUCUCAUUGGUCCUUCAAAAGUCUUCUCAAAUGUGCAGUGGCUUUCGGGAGUGAAGCCUGUUCUCAGCACGAAGAGCAAGUUCAGAGUGGUGGUAGAAGAGGUGCAAGUCGUGGAAUUGAAAGUUACAUGGAUCACCAAAAGCUUCUGUCCUGGAGGCACAGAUAGUAUAAGUCCACCACCAUCUUUAAUUACUCAAGAAAAUUUAUCUAGAGUAAAGCGUUUAGGAUGCUUUGACCACGCUGAGCGCCAGCUUGGAGAAAGGUGUCUCUAUGUAUUUCCUGAGAAAGUAGAACCUGCAAAAAUCACAUGUGAGUGCCCAGAGAGAAACUGUGUUCUGGGCGAUGGAUCAGUUGCAAAAAAGAUCACCUGUCCGUGUUUCGUAUCCAACGUAAAGCCUGAAAAGGUAAGAAGAUUAUUGAAGAAGCAGAUUGUGAAGAUCAUGUCAUGCUCCCCAGAUUCUCAGGGUACUACUCUUGAUCUUCCUGGAGGAGAAUCUGCUGCAGCAGGUGACCAACAAUCAGGUGACCUCAAAGCCAGCUCAAAAUGUGAGGACUCUGCCAGGAAUGCUGCUAGCAUACAAGAGGCAAAAGAAGGGUGCUUUGACGCAACAGGGAAAGGAGCUCCUUGUGAAACAGCUGGACUGCAGCCGCAGCCGCCUUUUAUACUGAAACGGGAUGACAGCACCCCAGACUACAAGCUACAGUCAGCAGAACAAGAUGCGGAUGAUGAAGCAGCAGACGACACCGAUGACACCAGCUCCGUGACGUCAUCUGCUAGCUCCACAGCCUCCUCUCAAAGUGGCAGUGGCACAGGGCGCAAGAAAAGUAUCCCGCUCUCCAUCAAAAACCUUAAAAGAAAACAUAAGAAAAAGAAGACAAAGGUUUCACGGGAGUUUAAACCAGGUGACAGGGUUGCUGUGGAAGUGGUGACCACAAUGACCUCAGCUGAUGUCAUGUGGCAGGAUGGCACAGUGGAAAAAAACAUUCGCUCCAAUGAGUUAUUUCCCGUCCACCACUUGGACAACAAUGAAUUUUGCCCAGGAGAUUUUGUCGUGGAUAAAAGAGCACAGAGUUCUCAGGAUCCUAGUAUGUAUGGAGUUGUGCAGUCCGGUGACCAUGUUGGCCGCACCUGUGUGGUGAAAUGGUUUAAGCUGAAACCCAGUGGAGAUGAUGUAGAGCUGAUUGGAGAAGAGGAGGAUGUGAGUGUGUAUGACAUUGCUGAUCAUCCAGACUUCCGCUUCCGCACAACUGAUUUUGUGAUACGUAUUGGCAAUGCUGAGGAUGGUGUUUCCAUUGGAGAAAAUGAGCCUUCUGUGGGACAGGUGGCUCGUGUGGAUUUCAGCAGCAAAGUGGAGGUUGUGUGGGCUGAUAAUUCCAGGACAAUUGUCCUGCCACAGCACUUAUAUAACAUAGAAUCUGAGAUGGAUGAGGAGACUGACCUUGAUUCGAUGGAUGGUAGCACUAGUGGUGCCUCUUCAGAUGAAUGGGAGGAUGAGAGCGAUAGCUGGGAGACAGACAAUGGACUCAUGGAAGAUGACCACCCCAAAAUUGAGGAAGUGGAGCCUGAGGAGCCACCUGUGGAGGAGGUGAAAAGCGGGGAGGAGCAGGUGCAAGGGGCUGUGGCCAUGGCAGUGGCAGAUCUAGCAACAGAUAAGUCAGGCAAGGAAGGGACACCAAAGAGUUUCCGAGAGUUGAAGGAGGCCAUCAAGAUUUUGGAGAGCCUGAAGAAUAUGACAGUUGAGCAACUGCUGACAGGCUACCCAACCUCCCCAACGGUAGAACCUGAAAAGCCCACUCGGGAAAAGAAGUUCCUGGAUGACAUUAAAAAGCUGCAGGAGAACCUGAAGAAGACUCUGGACAACGUAGCUAUUGUGGAAGAGGAAAAGAUGGAGGCCAUGGCAGAAGUGGAGAAGAAGGAAGAGAGAGAGGCACAGACACAGACCCCAGUGGCAUCAGAAUGGCCCAGUGAGACUCCCGUGCUUUGCCAGCAGAGCGGAGGCAGGCCUGGUGUUACCUUCACCAGUGCCAAGGGGGAAGUUUUCUCUGUUCUGGAGUGUGCUCCAGACAGCCAUGCCUUUAAGAAAAUGGAGUUCCAACCUCCAGAAGCCAAGAAGUUUUUCAGCACAGUGAGGAAAGAAAUGGCACUUCUAGCAACCUCCUUGCCUGACGGCAUCAUGGUCAAAACCUUUGAGGACAGAAUGGAUCUCUUUUCGGCCCUUGUCAAAGGACCUACGCGCACCCCAUAUGAAGACGGACUCUUCUUAUUUGACAUCCAGCUCCCCAAUAUUUAUCCAGCUGUCCCCCCUCUCUUCCGUUACCUCUCCCAGUGUAGUGGGAGACUGAACCCCAACUUGUAUGACAACGGCAAGGUCUGCGUAAGUCUUCUGGGGACAUGGAUAGGCAAGGGCACAGAGAGGUGGACUAGUAAAUCCAGCCUCCUACAGGUGCUCAUCUCAAUCCAAGGGCUUAUCCUAGUCAACGAGCCUUACUACAAUGAGGCUGGUUUUGACAGUGAUCGGGGCUUGCAGGAGGGCUAUGAGAACAGCCGGUGCUACAAUGAGAUGGCCUUGAUCCGUGUGGUGCAGUCAAUGAUGCAGCUGCUGCGCAAGCCAGUGGAAGUCUUUGAGCAGGAAAUCUACGAGCAUUUCCGCUGCAACGGAUGGCGCCUGGUCCACCGAAUUGAGUCAUGGCUGGAAACGAAUGAGCUGGUGGAAAGGAGCCAUGACCAUGCCUGCCUAGGGGAGUCUUCCUUUGUACAUUCAGCAUGCGGGGUCCUGGCCGAGAGCCCCGUAGACAAUAUGGGGGCAUUGGGAGAGCAGGAGUUGGGAGCUGCAGCCAACCAGCUGUCUGAUGGCAAGGAGGAGCUGGAAGACUCUGGCUGUGGAAUGUCAACACUGCCUGCCAGUGAUACCCAUCAGUAUUUAGACUUCGAGAGCAUGGGCCAGGCCCGAGCAGCACACUUCACCAGAGACCUAGCUGAUGAGGGGAAAGCUAUUCAAGACUCUGCCACACAGCCUACUGUGAAACCAAAGAAAAGGAGAAAGAGCUACAGGAGCUUUCUUCCUGAAAGGAGUGGCUACCCUGAUAUUGGGUUCCCCCUCUUCCCCCUCUCCAAGGGGUUCAUUAAGAGCAUCCGUGGUGUCUUGCAGCAGUACCGGGCUGCCUUAGUAGAGGCUAACAUCCCAGAGUGGACAGAAGACAAAUAAAACACCAGGUUAGGGACAAGACAGACGUGCAGAGCAGAAGGGAAAGGCAGGAGGAAGACACUAGCAGAAGUUGUUAACAAUAAAUAAGACUGUCUCACUGCACCCAUUCCUCCUUGGCCUGGUUUGUUACAGAGAAAGCAGAAGCUCCCAUAAGUCAUUUUAGGCUGGCUCUCCCCCACACAAACACACACUUCAGAUGCACAGGAUGAACUCUGUACACGCACAAACAGCUAUUCCUACCCACACAUCAUGGUUCCUUUUGAACUUGAUCCUGAGAGUGCAAGAGCUGUGGCUUUUCUUUUCCAGGGCUUAUAAAAAACUGGAAUUGCAUCUCUUCAACUCCUGCUUGUGUGAAACUGAUUUCUUCUUUCUUCUUUGAUCCUUUUGGGUGCUAUGGAUAAUGGUGAUGGGAAAUGUUCUUGAUUUAAGCCUGAAAGAUCCUUGAUUUAUAUCUAAUGAAGAAGAUGCUACACUGUAAUGUUCCUCCACCUUCUGACCUAACUUCACUAAUGUAUGUCUAUUAUUAAGCACUGAAUAGCCACUUUUUAAGCUCUGUACCCAUUCUUAGUUUUCUCUGCUUGCCACAUUUGUGGGAGUUAAGGAGAUCAGUUUCCUAGAAAGGCUGAGAUAACAUAGCCUGGACUUAUUUCCAAGAGCCGCAACAGGAUAAAUAUAAGCUGUUUUUCCUGGCAGUCUAAUCCUAUGACAGACAAGCUUGAUGCAGAAAGUAAGUGUUAGAUGAGCUGUACCUGAUUUGGUCAGCAUUCAGAAUGUUCUUUUUGGCUUCUGAGGUUUACCUGCUGUCUGUCUUAAGUAUAUAGUUCCUACUGAACCAUCUAUCUUUCUCUACUUUGCCUUGAAGGAGAACAGUGCAUAUAACCCACUCUUCUCCCAGAUACAUGAACAAUCUGCUACCAACUCAAUUAUGUACACCAAGGUACCUCAGGAUGAUGCUCAAACAAUUGCAUGGUGCAGCACAUUUUUUUUUCAAUUCUAACUUCCACUCAUGGGUAUGUAAAGUGGCAGCUCUGCCUGACUCUGUCUUUCUCCAGGGAUUGUGUCAACUUUACAGCAACAGGUUGACAUUCUGGUAGCUGAUGGAUCUUUCUAACCCUCACCCCCACUCUUUAAGUAAGAAUCACAGUCUUUAUUGUGAGCCACCAUUGCUUUCAUUCCCUGUACCAGUACUGUGUAUCACUUCUCCCAGCUGUUUCCAGGUGAAAUGACCAAUGUGCUGCAAUAGGGUAGGUGUGGCAGAGGGCCUGUUCUUGUACUUCUGAUGAAUCAUGGCUGGUUUGUUCAAAUUCUUUCAACCCAAACAGAAGUGCAGUGUGCUCAUCAUUCUGUGUGUGCCCCCCAACACAAAUCAUUGCAUGACAUCUCAGUGAGUUAAACCUCUUACUUCCAGUUCUCUACUAAUGACCUAUUAAUGACCUAGUGAACUCUGCCAUCUUUCCAGAAGAAUAAUCAAGUUAUAGAUGCUAAAGAGGAUGGCGUGAGUUUUGUGUGUACUUGGCUAUUAGUAAGCUAGUUCUCUCAGUAUUGUGGAUCAAGAUUUGAGAGGUAGUAGUUCUCAACAUGGAAGGCAACAGGUAGGCCAAGCUAAUCAUGAACCAGAAGAAAUACCGGGAAGAGUAGGAGAAGAAUCCACUUGAUACAAUUCUUGGAUCAAGGCAAGCAAAGAAUUUGACCGAAGGUCCCGUGGUGCAUAUCAAAUAGCACUGUUAAUGGUGUGAAGGGGAAAAGAGUGAGGGGCCUGGGGGUCUCUGUUCCUAUAUGUCACUGCAUUCCUCUUGAUGAUGUAGCCGCCAUUCUCCAUCCUACUUGGAGAGCUGAGCUCACUGCCCACAUACUUCAUGAUUAUGAUACAUGUUAAAGAGCAAGCUGUCCUUAACAAGCAAUCACAGAGCAGAGCUGCCCACCCAUUUCAGAGCAGUGGAUGCCCUCCCAUUUUCAUUAAGAAGGUGGGAGGAGACACAGAGGCAUGCAGCUGAUGGUGCUCUUGAUAGCAAGGAGCUGAGCUACAAGAGGACCUUGCUUUCUCAAGACUGCGACCAAGAGUUAGGUCAGAUCUCCCAGAGGCUUCAUCAUGGGAAGAUCCUGCUGACUCCUCCUCCAUAGGGAUCUGCUGCCAUCUUAAUAUGCGAGUCAAGCACUGUCCCAGUAUCCUUGCUGCCGGCCCCUUCCAGAGGCAUGCACAGAAGUUUACAUUCACCCCGCUCCCCUCCCCAAAAAGCUUUUGAAUAAUGUGAAGCUCUAGGUUAUGCAGUUGCUCCCGAGCACACUGCAGCUAUGUAACUUUUUUUCCUUUUUAGUGUAUGUAUGUAAUAAAGAGUGAAGAGACUUUCCAAGAAACAAAAAUGCUUAAAUACACACCGAAAAGCCAAAGCAUGAGGCAUAUUGUUAGUCUUGAGAUGGGCUACAUGAUUGUGAUGUAUAAAUUUAAAGUCUCUCAUCUGUUUAGUGCUGGGGUGGGAAGGGAAGGGAAGGGAAAAGGACUAUUACAAAAAAUACAUUUCUAGCCUUGAUUCUGUACAGUAUUUAAAACUGAUGGAGCUGUCAUACUGGAGAAAUGCUUAGAGGUGUGUUACUUUUGCAGCUGUGAAUGCUUGGUUGCUUACAAUAUAUGUAUAAAGUAUUGUGUGAUUCAUUUUUUACUUGCAAAUUUUGUUUGGCUAAUUAAGAUGUAGUAAUAAAGAAGAGAAAGUGGCUUGCCAUUAUGUUUUGCCGCUGUGAAGAGG
Pogona vitticeps (central bearded dragon) is the source of this 6341-nucleotide messenger RNA. The record is from RefSeq and is a predicted model, not a curated record. Lineage: Eukaryota; Metazoa; Chordata; Lepidosauria; Squamata; Agamidae.